This is a messenger RNA of Marasmius oreades (fairy-ring Marasmius), 1671 nucleotides long. RefSeq lists its product as uncharacterized. The transcript is spliced from 3 exons. The coding region runs from base 1 to 1671 and encodes 556 amino acids. The record is from RefSeq and is a predicted model, not a curated record. NCBI's taxonomy places the organism in Eukaryota, Fungi, Basidiomycota, Agaricomycetes, Agaricales, Marasmiaceae.
AUGAUCUUCAUGGAUCCAGCUGGGGACACAUCUCCAGAAUUUAUUGAACUCGUCCUCGGAUACUCCCCCGGCACAGUUGCUCAGACGUUACGUGCGAUGCACUCAGUGCUUGAUGUCCGGGAUCGGGGCGAUGACAUCAGGGUUUACCACACAUCCUUCAUCGAUUUCUUCGUCAAUCAGGCACGGUCAAGGGAGUUCUUUAUCGACGAGUCGAUGCAGUGGAAGUCGAACUUUUUGGUCUGUCGGUGGACUAGGGCUCUGACUGAGCAGUGCAAAAAUGAUCCUGAGCUGCUAAGAGGUUACAAAUAUUUAUACCCUUCUUUACGGAAGUUUGUAAACCACUUCAAAAGCUGCCGCUAUCAAGUGGAUCAUAUGAGCAGUGCAUUGAUAUCGGAGCUGGAUGCUUUCUACCAUGUGGCGUUGUCCAUUUCCGCAGAGUUGGUGGGUCACGACAUGCUCCUUCACAUACUUGCUGCGAUUCUUCUACUUUCAUAUGACCUACGCUUUCCCUAUUUCAUCCGACUAUUACUUCAACUUCGCAGAGAAGCUUUAUAUCAGGCCUUGCAACCAAUGGACACAAUGAUCAAUGUUAACAACGGAACUAUUUUGAUUGGCAACAAAUAUUCCACCUUCCGGGACUUUCUCUUUGACCGAGAACGAUCAAAGAGAUAUUUCGUUGAAGAGGACUAUCAGAAGGACUUUCUUGCACAGCGCUUCCUCCGUCUUUUCCAGACAGAUGAUAGCCUGGCUCAAGCUGGGAGUGUGUCGGACGUGUCGGACAUUUUGGCCGGUCGUUGGGCUCGCAUCUGCACUGACGUCGACAACCCUACUGAGGGAUUGUUGUUUGAGCUUUACCAUAUGGAUUUAGGUGCUGUCCUCGCAAAGUCUCUCGACCGCGGUUUGUUUCACCUGUUCCACGACUUUGAAACCAUCUCAACCUGGCUAGAGUUUAGAACCAACGGCGCAACCCUGCCCGAUCUUAUUGAUCGUUUCAGAAACGUCCAAAAAGGAUUUCACAUUCGAAGCACGAGGCAAGAUGUUGAUUCAGGACGCCACCAUAACGUCGUCACCAUGAUCAUCCUUUCAAUCAUUGAUUGGUCCACAUCCAGUGGCUCACUGAUAAUGAGAGAUCUUGUGGACCACCAGUCCAAGAUAUUUCGUGCAUCGGUCAACGCCGAAUUGCGUUCAGCCAAAUUUUGCGGGUGCUCGGGGCCCGUAUUCAAUUCUAACUGCGUUUCAACUCCGAUUUCUGGUACAACAGACCUGUAUCACAUUAAUAUCCCAGCUGGUUGCGCUCAAAUCUUCAAAGAAUUUGCAUCUUGUUUGGAGACAUACAAAUCAGGAAAAUUCACCCACAACGAGUACCACAAUCUCACUGACCACCUACUGGUGGACCGUCCAAGUCUACUGACACGAUGUCUUCCACUACCUGAACUUCUUCCCCAUUUUCAGACCCUUUUGGAUAUUGCUAAGACAUUGGGACGAGGCAACCAGCCGAUGAUGAUAUGGGAAGACGGUUUCUCAGAUCAGCUGAAGGAGUCGCGAGGCAAGCUGCUAUCAUGGCUUGAGGACUUCCCUGCCGAUUGUGCCAAUGAACUUGAAACCAUCAGGAACAAUCUCCUGUCCCUACUGAUCCCCCCCCCACCCCCGUUGUCAUUUGCCUCUAAAUAG